This is a messenger RNA of Macrosiphum euphorbiae (potato aphid), 14202 nucleotides long. NCBI's taxonomy places the organism in Eukaryota, Metazoa, Arthropoda, Insecta, Hemiptera, Aphididae. The record is from the annotation of a GenBank genome assembly.
AUGAUACAGCGGUUUUGUUUGUUGGGGAUUUUGAUUUUCUUCAACAAACCAUGGGCAACAAGUACAUUCGACGAUUCCAUCGAUGGAAAACCAAUCAGCUCUUGUAAUUCAAAUCAAUUUUUUUGUGGUUCUGGAGAAUGUAUACCUUUAAAAUGGAAAUGUGACUUUAACCCUGAUUGUGCCGAUGGUUCUGAUGAAUUUGAUUCAUGUGGCUUUCCAACAUGCAAGUAUUCUCAGUUCCAAUGUGCAUUAUCAAAAAAAUGUAUACCACGAGAAUGGAUAUGUGAUGGUGAACUUGAUUGCGGUGCUUCUUUAAAUUCUACAGAACAAGAUGCAUCUGAUGAGGACUUAUUGCAAUGUCAAAAACCUAGUAGUUGUCCUCCAAACAUGGCAAGAUGUGGUAAUUCAACCCAGUGUAAAUAUAUUGAAUCUUUUUGUGAUGGUACUACUCAUUGUGAAAAUAGUACCGAUGAAGGAAGUUUUUGUGAAAAUAUGGUUCCAUGCCAUGGUUUAAAUUGUGCACACGGAUGUAAACCAACUGGAAAAGGUCCAGCUUGUUUUUGUCCUGAAGGAAUGCAACCACAUAAUAAUGAAUGUAUAGAUAUGGAUGAAUGUGAAGUUUUAAAUUAUACUUGUGAUCAAAUAUGUACUAAUAAAAAAGGAUCAUUUAGUUGUAGUUGUGUUCCUGGUUAUAUUCAAACAAAUUCAACAUGUAAAGCUAUUAAUGUUCCUGAAAAUGAACAAGCAUCAAUACUUGUUAGUACUUCUAAAGAUAUUCGAAGAAUAUACCUUAAUGGAAGUUCUUAUGCUGGCGAAAGAUGUAAUGUUCAAGCACUUUCUUUGACAUUUGAUCAUAGAAACCAUACAGUAUGUUUUGUACAUCAACACAAUAAAACAAAUGGAGCUAAAUUGAGUUGUGCUAAUAUUGAUAAUCUUUCCGUGACGGACAUUUGGGAUUUACCUCCACCUACAUUUUUUCCAUUAUUAGGGACUACGCAUGUGGCAUUAGAUUGGGUAUCAAGAAACUGGUAUUAUGUUGAUGAUGAUCGAGAUAUGAUAUAUAUGUGUACUUAUAAUAUGAAAUAUUGUCAAAUUUUGAUUGAUGUUAAUUUGAAUAAACCUAGAAGUAUUGCUUUGGAUCCAACCAAAGGAUUUAUGUUUUUUACAAAAUGGGGACAAUAUCCUGCAAUGGUAGAAAGAGCUCAACUUUCGGGUCUUGAUAGAGUACCUUUGAUAGAACACAAAAUAGUUUAUCCAUAUGGACUAACUGUAGAUAUUCCAUCAGAACAUAUUUAUUGGGUAGAUACUUACUUAGAUUUUGUCGAGAGAAUCAAUUAUGAUGGAUCUAAUCGGCGUACAAUAAAAAAAGGAUAUCCUGUUAUAAAUUUAUACGACAUAUCUGUGUUUGAAAAUCAUAUGUAUGUAACAUCUUGGAGAUUACAAAGUGUUAUAAAACUUAAUAAAUUUAAUGGCAGUUAUUAUGAAUCGUUGAUCACAAACUUAAGUCGGCCAUUCACAAUUCAUGUAUACCACAGACAAGAACAACCUGAAAUUAAUCACCCUUGUAUGAUCAAUAAUGGAGGUUGUGACCAUAUUUGUGUUACUGCUUAUAAAAAUAAAGAAGCUAUUGCUCAAUGUUUAUGUCAACCUGGUUACAGACUUACUUCUGGAAAAUGCAUUUUAUCCAAAUUGCCUGCAUUUUUGAUAUUUGGAAAAAGUAAUCCACCAAUGAUUAAAGGCAUAUCCAUGAUUUCAAAAAAUCAUAAACAACAAAUUAUUUUACCAUUGAACGAAGGCAGAAUACCUACAACUAUUGAUUAUGAUGUCAAAACACAAUCGAUAUAUUAUUCAGGGGGGAAAAAAAAUGCAAUUGAACGAAUGAGAUUGAAUGGAACAAAGAAAGAAUUAGUAAAAAUGUUACCAGAAAUGAAUUGUGAAGGUUUGGCUAUUGACUGGACUGGUCGUAAUUUAUUCUGGACAGAUGAAGGUUUGGGUACAGUUAAUGUGUUUAAAAUUGAUGAUCCAACUAAACAAAAAGUAUUGAUAACCAAUAGAGUUUAUCAUCCUAGAUCAAUUGUACUUGAUCCUAAAAAUGGGUUUAUGUACUGGGGCAAUUGGCCUCGAGGCUCUACCAGCACCGGUGGCAGUAUUGAGAGAGCUUGGAUGGAUGGAAAUAACCAAACAACCUUUGUUAAUGUGGAUGUUCAAUGGCCAAUGAGCUUAACCUUAGACUUUUUUACUAGAAAGUUGUAUUGGUCAGAUGUUUACAAGGAUAGGAUAGAAUGUAUUGAUUUGGAUGGUAGUAACAGAGAAAUUAUUAAACGAUCAACUCCUUAUCCAUAUGGAAUUGCUAUAUAUAAUAAUUUAUUAUUUUGGACUGAAACUGCUGCUACGGAAGUAUUGAUAAAAAGCUAUAAUUUAAUAAACAAAUCUCAAGAAACAUUAGGAAUUGAAAAUCCUCCACUUUAUACAUUAAAAGUGUAUAAUAGUGAAGCUCAAGUCAAAGCGUCUCCAUAUUGGUGUGAAAAAUUAGAUUUAUGUCCUGGAUUAUGUAUGUCUACUCCCAAUGGACCAGUUUGUAUGUGCAAUGAUGGUUAUGUAUUGAGAACAACUGAUGAUAAAAAAAAAGAAUGUGUCAAGUCUAGUAAUUAUUCUACACCUAAUGCCUGUGGAGCUGAUGAAUUUCAAUGUAUUAAAAAUAAACAAUGUAUAUCAAAGAAAUAUGUAUGUGACGGAGACAAUGAUUGUGGAGAUGGUUCUGAUGAAGACACUUCAGAAUAUGGCCCUUGUGGAAAUCAUAGUUGUCCUCAAGAGAACUUUCCAUGUAGGGAUAGUAAUAAAUGUAUAUCAAAAUUCUGGAUUUGUGAUGGUGAUAAUGAUUGUGAUGAUAAAUCUGAUGAGAGUCCUGGAUUAUGUGAAUCAUGCUUAGCUUCACAAUUUUCAUGUUCAGUUACUAAACGCUGUAUUCCUCAUUCCUGGGUUUGCGAUGGCACAUUUGAUUGUGGGGAAGGAGACACAUCAGACGAACAUCAAUAUUGUGAAACACACACAUGUCAAGAACUUGAGUUUACAUGUACAAAUAGACAUUGUAUAUCUUAUGAAUAUGUUUGCAAUGCAGAAGAUAAUUGUGGUGAUGGUUCAGAUGAAGAAAAAUGUUCAGAUUGUUUUGGUGAAUUUCUUUGUGCAAAAAACAAUACAUGCAUACCUUUAAAAAAAAAAUGUGAUGGAGUUAUUGAUUGUGAUGGAGCAACAGAUGAAUUCAAUUGUAGUAGUGGAUUGAACCAUACUAAUUAUAUCUGCUCAAAUGAUGAGUUUUUAUGUUUAAAUACCACUGGUUUUUGUAUUGAUAAACAUUAUGUUUGUGAUGGAUUACCUGAUUGUCCUAAUGGUAGUGAUGAAAAUAAUUGCCAUGCAAUUAAAAAUUGUACCCUUGAAAAUUGCCAUUCUCAUGAAAUCGACAAUUCAUCUUCAAUAUUUUGUGCAUAUCCAAAUAUUACUUGUGACAAUAAGAGAACGUGUAUUUCUGUAGACAUGUUAUGCAAUGGUAAAAAUGAUUGUUUUGAUGGUUCAGAUGAAGGUGGACAAUGUGCUUCAAAUGAAUGUGAGUUAUCAUCUGAUUGUUCACAUAUUUGUCAAAAUAGUCCUGAUGGGUACAUAUGUUUAUGUCCUACCAACAUGGUUCUUCAAAAUGAUAAUACAACAUGUUCAGUGGUGAGUCCUUGUAGUACUUGGGGACGUUGUUCUCAAAAAUGUAUGAAACUUGGCCACUAUGGACAUAAAUGCACUUGUAAUGAAGGAUAUUUACUAGCUACAGAUCAUUUUACUUGUAAAAGUACAGAUACUAAUAUACCUCAAAUAAUAUUUAGUAAUAAACACGAAUUACGAGGAAUUGACCUAGUUACAAGAAAUGUCAAAUCGUUAAUUUCUCAUUUGAAAAACACUGUUACAUUAGAUUUUUAUCAUGCUAAGGAUGGAACUGAUACGCUAUAUUGGACUGAUGUAAUGGAUGAUAAAAUAUUUAAAGGAAAAAUAAUUGGUGGAUCAUUGAGUGACAUAGAAGUUGUAGUUCAAAAUGGUCUUACUACAGCUGAAGGCCUUGCUGUUGAUUGGGUAGCUGGAAAUAUUUAUUGGGUUGAGAGUAAUUUAGAUCAAAUUGAAGUGGCUAAAUUAAAUGGAAGUUAUCGAAGGACUUUAAUUGCUGGGGACAUGGAAAGUCCUAGGGCUAUUGCAUUAGAUCCAAGAUAUGGUUAUUUAUUUUGGACUGAUUGGGAUUCAACAGCACCCCGAAUUGAGCGAUGCAGCAUGGCUGGAGAAUUUCGCCAAACUAUUGUACUUGUAAGCAUGUUUUCUGAUGGAGAAUGGCCGAAUGGAUUAACUUUAGAUUAUGAACUAAAUCGUAUCUAUUGGAUUGAUGCCAAAUCAGAUACAAUACAUACUGUAGAUUAUAACGGCAAUAAUCAUCAUCUCGUAUUAAAGGGGCAUGAGCUUCUUUCACAUUCAUUUGCUAUUACUCUCUUUGAAAAUGAUGUGUAUUGGACUGAUUGGAGAAGUAAUUCAGUGAAUAAAGCUAAUAAAUGGACUGGAUUGAAUGUUACUGUUGUGCAACAUACUGUUACACAACCAUUUGAUAUAAAAAUAUUGCACCCUAGCCGACAACCAAAAGUUGAAUUUAACCCUUGUGGAACAAAUAAUGGAAAUUGCUCACAUUUGUGUUUAUUGAAUAUAAAUUCUAAAUAUAAAUGUGAUUGUCCACAUGUUAUGCAAUUAUCCAAGGACAAUCAUACAUGCAUUGAAAAUGAAAUUGUUUUAUUAUUUGCACAAAAUAAUGAAAUCCGAGGUGUUAAUUUAGAACAACCAUAUUAUAAUGCAAUUCCAACAUUAUUGUCUUAUGAUUCACAAGCUUUACUGCAUGUACAAAUAGAUUAUUUGGCUGCAGAUAAGAAAAUUUACUGGUCUGAUUAUUCAAGUAACGAAAUUAAAAGAUCUAACUUAUCUGGUGGCAACAUUGAAGUAGUUUUAGAUACAGGAAUUCAUCAACCACAUGGAUUUGCUAUUGAUUGGUUAUCAAAAAAUAUGUUCAUUGCAGUUAGUUCUGAUCAAAAUCCUCUUACAGAGGAAAAAAUCUCUGGUGCCAGAACUAUAAUAGCCUGUAAUCUGGACGGAGAGUAUUUUACUACCAUAUAUUCUAGUGAUUGGACUGAUGAAGAUACAAACAAAACUCUACAAAUAGGUGCAUUAGCUGUACAUCCACAACAAGGCAAAUUGUUUUGGACACAAGGAAUGUCAAGUGGCCAUCAUAAUAUUAUAAUGUCCAAUAUGAAUGCAUCUUCUUAUUCCGUCAUUUAUACAGAAAAAAUAAUACCUUUUGUAUCAGGUUUUACUAGCUUAACUAUUGAUCAGGAAACAAAUACACUCUAUUGGGUUAAUUCUGAUAAACAUUCUAUACAGUCUUAUAGUAUACAAGAUUCCAGAAUAAAUCCUUCUUUAAAUUUACCAGAAGAAGGUUUUCCAUCAUCUAUUGCUUUAUAUAAAAAUAAUAUAUACUAUGUGGAUAACAGAUUAAUGAAUAUUCGAGUUGCAAAUAAAAUUACUGGAGAUGAAAAUUCAAAUUUUCGCAACAUAACUGCAGAUGUGUAUGCAUUGAGUCUGUAUGAUCAAUCUUUACAAAUGGGUGUUAACUAUUGUUCAAAAAAUAGAGGAAUGUGCUCUCAUCUUUGUUUACCUACUUCUGCUGAUCAUUGGGUUUGCCGGUGUGCUAUUGGAUAUACUAUUGAUCCAAAAGAUAAGAAAAAAUGUAUUGGUGUCAGUGAAUUUUUACUGUACACCGUGGAGUCUGAAAUCAAAGGCAUAUCUUUAGUAAAAAAUGAUUCAAGACAAGUUCUAAGUCCAUUAUCUAAAACAUCAAUGGCAUAUAGCAUAGAUUUUCAUGGAGAAUAUAUAUACUGGUCAGACGAUGAGCAAGGAACUAUCAUGAGAAUAAAACGUGAUGGAACUGGUAGGCAAAUAAUUGUAAAUCAUGAACAUUCUGGUGAUACAAAUUCAGGUGCUUGGGUAUCAGGAAUUGCUGUUGAUUGGAUCGCUGGUCAUAUUUAUUGGGCAAAUCCGUCUUUAAAUAUUAUUCAAGUAGCUUAUCUUAAUGGAUCUAAUGCUUAUGUGGUGGUAGAUAGUGGAGACGAUACCAUGGAGAGGCCUAAUUCUUUGGCUGUAGAUCCUGUUGCUGGUUUUUUAUUUUGGAGUAUUAGACGUCAUCAUGGAGUCUCAAGAGCAACUCUAGAUGGAAUGAAUAAAAAAAGUAUUUUACUUAAUAAAGAUCAACCAUAUGUCGAAGAUAUUACAUUGGAUUACACGAACCGCAAGUUAUACUUUUGCCAACAAAGUUUGAUUGGUCGUUGUAAUUAUGAUGGUACGGAAUAUGAAAUAUUAUAUGAGGAUAAAGAUAGUAACCCUGCUAGUGUUGUUGUACAUAAUGGUUAUAUUUAUUGGCUUGGAAUUAUGCAAGUACAAGGGUCAUCAUCGUUAAUGGUUUCACCUAUUAAUAACUUAUCCGCAUCGGAGGAAUUAACACGAGAAUUUGGGGAACAUCCAAAAGAUGUUCAAAUAUUUUCAAAAAGUCGUCAUCAAGGAUCUAAUAUUUGUACUAAAUAUAAUGGAGGAUGUCAAGAACUAUGUUUAUUUAAUGGGACUCAUGGGGUUUGUGCUUGUACACACGGUAUUGUUGGAUCUGACGGGAAGAAAUGUGAAGAUUAUACUACAUUUCUUAUGUAUUCUCGAGUGGAUAAAAUUGAUAGUGUUACUAUAUCUGAAAAUCCAAAUUUGAACACACCAUUUAGAGUCAUGGAAUCAAAAACUUUUAUGCAGAAUAUAAUUGCAUUGUCAUAUGAUUAUGCACGUUCUUUAUUAUUUUACUCAGAUAUUCAACGUGGAACUAUUGAUGCUAUUCAUUUUAAUAAUACAGGCCAUAGAGUAAUUGCAGAAAAUCAAGGGUCUGUAGAAGGUAUCGAUUAUGAAAUGAGUGAAAAUAUAUUGUACUGGACAAACAGUUAUGCAUCUAUAAGUCGAUUAAAUCUAAGCCAACCAGAUGCUGUUCCUGAAAUAGUUUUAAAAUUAGGAGAAUCAGAUCGACCACGUGGCAUAGCAAUUGAUAUCUGUGAGAUACUGAUAUUUUGGACCAAUUGGAAUGAUUUAAAACCUAGCAUUCAAAAAUCUUAUGUUAAUGGAUUUAUGCUACAGUCAAUUAUAACAACUGAUAUUCAGAUUCCUAAUGCUCUUACAAUAGAUCAUACAACUCAUAAACUAUAUUGGGGUGAUGCAAAGUUGGAUAAAAUUGAGCGAUGUGAAUAUGAUGGAACAAACCGCGUGGUGCUUGCUGAAUUGUAUCCACAACAUCCAUUUGAUAUUGCUGUGUAUGGUGAUUAUUUUUUUUGGACUGACUGGAUGUUAAAUGCAGUUUUACGAGCUGACAAAUACACUGGUGAAAAUAUUGCAUGGAUAAGAAAAGAUGUCUUAAAACCUAUGGGAAUAGUCGCAGUUGCUGAAAAUAUUAAUGAUUGUAAUAGAAACCCAUGCAGAUUACUCAAUGGACAGUGUGAAGAUAAAUGUAGUUUGGAUAUUAAAGGUGCUGUAGAAUGUUCUUGUUUUAACAACCGUACACUCCUACCUGAUAAACAUAGAUGUGUUGAAAACAAAUUAGAAAAUAAUUGUUCAAAUAAUGAAUUUUGGUGUUCAUCUAAUGAAUGUAUACCUUUUGAAAACACUUGUGAUGGUAUAAACCAUUGUCUUGAUGAAUCUGAUGAAGACUUAAAAUAUUGUGCCACAAGGUCUUGUCCAGAAGGAUUUUUCUCGUGCCCAGAUUUCAAACAAUGUCGUCCAAAUAGCAAAAAAUGUGAUGGACUUUUUGAUUGUUUGGAUGGUUUUGACGAAUUAGAAUGUUCUUGUAAAAAUGCUACUUUUUUCCGUUGUAAGUCUGGUGAAUGUAUAGCUCCAAAUUUACGCUGUGAUCUUGAUCCUGACUGCAGUGACGCAAGUGAUGAAAUUGGUUGUGAUCUUAAGAUUUGUGAAGAUUUAAUAUUUAAUGCUACAAUAAUAAGCUGUAAUACAACUACUGCUUGUAUCCAUCCAAAUUGGAUUUGUGAUGGUCAAAAUGAUUGUUGGGAUAACAGUGAUGAACAAAAUUGCUCAACAAUCAAACAUCUAGCUACUGAAAAAAAUAACUGCUCAUCUGUUGAUUUUAAAUGUUCAAAUGGUAAAUGUAUUUCUAAAUCAUGGAAAUGUGAUGGUGAUGAUGAUUGUGGUGAUUCAUCAAAUACCUCAUUGCCUUCAUCAGAUGAGAUAAAUUGCCCUAAUAAAUGUAAAUCAACCGAAUUUCAUUGCAAGACCUUUGGAACCUACGAGUGUUUACCAGCAUCAUGGCAAUGUGAUGGAUCUCCGGAUUGCUUGGAUGGUUCUGAUGAACCUAAAAAUUGCUUAAGUAGAAAUUGUUCAAGUAGUGAUUUUCAUUGUAAUAACACUGGGCGAUGUAUACCAUCUACCUGGGUAUGUGACAAGGAUGAUGAUUGUGGUGAUAGUUCUGAUGAGAACGAAGAAAAAUGUGUAGUCAACAAUUCAACUUGUCCUAUAACCAAGUUUGAAUGCGUUAAUAAAAAAUGCAUUUUUGAGGCAUAUUAUUGUGAUGGUCAUGAUGACUGCGGGGACAAUUCAGAUGAGCCUGAAAACUGUAAGGUGUGUGAUUCUGUUAAAGAAUUUAUGUGUGAAAAUGGUGCUUGCAUCUUACUAACUGACGUAUGCAAUGGUAAAAAUGAUUGUGGUGACAAUUCUGAUGAGAAUUUUCACACUGAAGUGUGUAAACAUUAUAAAAAUGAAAGUUGUUCAUGGCCUGAUAAUUUCUUUUGCCAUAAUAAAGUAUGUAUCAAUGCAAAUCUUACCUGUAAUGGAGAAGAUGACUGUGGAGAUUUUAGUGAUGAAGACAAGUGUAAUAUUAAUGAGUGUGCACUAGCAUCUAUUACUCAAAUCUUUCGUCCUUGUGAGCAUAUAUGCAUAGAUCGUCCUGUUGGCUAUGAAUGUAAAUGCCAUCCUGGCUAUAAGUCUGUGGGUACCUUAUGCCACGACAUUAACGAAUGCAAUUCUACUGAAAUAACAAAACCUUGUAACCAAAUAUGUCAUAACACCAUAGGGUCUUAUAAAUGUGACUGUACUGCAGGUUAUACAUUAUUACGAGAUGGUAUAUCAUGCAAAGCUUCAACAAUUGAGAAGCCAAUGCUUAUUUUUGCUAAUAAACACAAUAUAAAACAAAUUGAUUUACGAGGAAUGGCAAUUGAAAUUGUAGUGGACAAUUUAACUAAUGCUGUUGCGGUUGAUUAUGAUUAUGCUGAUAGUUGUUUCUAUUGGUCUGACAUAUCCAAUCAAGGUAGCACAAUUAAACGAAAAUGCAAAGACACGGCUUCUGAGAGAUUACAUGGCCCACUAAUUAAAAGUCCUGAUGGUAUUGCGGUGGACUGGGUUGCUAAAAACUUAUACUGGUGUGACAAGGGUAAAGAUACAAUCGAAGUGUCUAAGUUAAAUGGUCAAUUUAGAAAAGUAUUAAUAAGUAAAAGCUUACAAGAACCUAGGGCCAUCAGUUUAGAUCCUAUUCGAGGAUAUAUGUAUUGGACCGAUUGGGGGGACGUGCCUUAUAUUGGUAAGGCUGGAAUGGAUGGUAGCGAACCUAAAGCUAUUUUAAAUGAAUCCCUUGGUUGGCCAAAUGCCUUAGUAAUAAGCUUAGCUACAGAAGAACUUUUUUGGGCUGAUGCAAAAGAGGACUAUAUAGCUUAUUCUGACUUAAAUGGAAACAAUAGACAUUUCAUUAUGAGCAGAAAAAUUGACCCUUUUGUUAAUAUACACCAUGUAUUUGCUAUCACUUUAUUUGAGAACUUUGUUUAUUGGUCUGAUUGGGAAACAAAAAGCAUUCAUAAAUGUCAUAUAUAUUCAGGUCAAGAAUGUCGAAAUGUUACAUCACUUGCUUACAGGCCAAUGGAUCUUAAAGUUGUGCAUCCUCUUUUACAACCACCAAGAGCAUAUAACCCCUGUGAAAAAAAUAAUGGUGGAUGCAAAGGUUUGUGUCUUCUAUCACCAAAUUUGGGUAGAACAUGUGCAUGUCCUCAAGAUUUUAUUCUUGCACCAGAUAAUAUGAAUUGUAUUGCAAAUUGUUCUUCAUCCCAUUUUGUGUGUGAAAAUACAUUUAAAUGCAUACCCUUCUGGUGGCAUUGCGAUAAACAUGAUGACUGUGGUGAUGGUUCUGAUGAGCCUGACACUUGUUUAGACUUUUUGUGUACUCCUGGACAGUUCCAAUGUAAAAAUCAUGAGUGUAUACAGCCUUCACAAAUAUGUAAUGGCAUAUUUGAUUGUAAAGACAAUUCUGAUGAAGAAAACUGUGGAAAUUAUACAUGUCUUGAUACGGACUUUAAAUGUCAACAUGGCUCUAAAUUGAGCAAAUUACCAAUGCCAACUUGUAUAUCGAAUCAGCUAAAAUGCAAUGGUCGUAAUGAUUGCUUGGAUGGCGAAGAUGAGAAAGAUUGUAAAUCGAAAACAUGUGGUGCAAAGGAGUUUAAAUGCGAGAUUACAGGGAAGUGUAUUCCAAAUGUGUUUAUGUGUGAUGGUGAAUUUGAUUGUGGUUAUGGUGAUAAUUCUGAUGAACCAGAAAAUUGUACUUCAAGAUCGUGUUCAUCAGAUGAAGUGCGUUGUAAAAAUGGUCGAUGUAUUCAUUCAACAUGGAUGUGUGAUGGUGAAAAUGAUUGUCCUGAUAUGGACGAUGAACCACCUUCAUGUUAUAACAUCACAUGUGAUCCAACAUACUUUAAGUGUGCUAAUGGAAAGUGUAUUCCAGGUCGUUGGCGAUGUGAUAAUGAAAAUGACUGUGGUGAUAAAUCUGAUGAAAUUAGCUGCUCACCAAGAAAUUGUUCAGAACACGAAUUUCGAUGCUCUGAUGGUCGAUGUAUACCAACUAGUCAAAAAUGUGAUGGAAAAAUGAACUGUUCAGAUAAUGGUGAUGAGGAUGAUUGUGAUUCACAUGUUACUUGUGGUAGUGAUGACUUUCACUGUAAUGGGUCCUAUCAUUGUAUUUCACCAAAAUGGAGGUGUGAUGGAGAUCAAGACUGUCCUGAUGGUUCUGAUGAGUGGAAUUGUACAGAUAAACUUGGAAAAGGAUGUUCAAUUAGUCGUAAUGGCCAAUUUGUAUGUAAAAAUGGUGAUUGUAUAUCACUUGGAAAUAGAUGUGAUGGCGAAGAAGAUUGUGCCGAUGGCAGUGAUGAAAACCGUACUAUGUGUGCAUUAGUGGCUUGUCCACCUGGAAAAUAUCGAUGUGACAAUCAUAAUUGCGUAUUUAAUACAAAUGUCUGUGAUGGUUUGGAUCAUUGUGGUGAUGGCUCUGAUGAAACUAAAAUAGCAUGUGCCAGUGCUAGUGAAAUAUGCGAUUCAAGUAAAUUUAGAUGUGCAAAUGGACUAUGCAUAAACCGACAUCUUCGAUGCAAUGGGUUUUUUGACUGUCCCGAUAAUUCAGAUGAACAACUAUGUAAUGUGACUAAAACAUCAUGUCAAUUUGGAACAUGUUCUCAGAUUUGCGUACCUAAAAAAAACUCCACUCAUUCUUGCCAUUGUGCCUCUGGUUAUAGCGUAAAUCUUCCUAGUAAAUCAUGUCAGGCUAUUGGUACUCCAGCAUUAUUAGUUGUGGCUAACAAUGAAGGAGAUAUUUUCUUUGUUGAUCCAUACAAAUCCCAUGAAAACUUAUUUAAAUAUUCUGCUGUUACAAUACCUUCUCAUAAAAUACAUUCAAUUGAUAUAUUGUGGACAAUAAAUGCAACAUAUCUGUUUUGGAGUGAUCAUAACUCUAAAGCCUUAUAUUCUACAGCUAUUGAUAAAUCAAAUCGAACUACCCGUGAUGUAAAUACUGCUAAAAAAAUUAUUCAAACUAUAGGCACCCCUGAAAGUAUUGCUGUUGAUUGGGUUGCAAAAAAUUUGUAUUGGAUUGAAACUUCUGACAGAACCAAAGUUAUUAAAGUAGCUACACUGGAUGGAAAAAAUAUUAGAACUUUGGUAAAACUUGAAACAGAUCGUAAACCACAAAAUAUCGUAUUAGAUCCUCAGUCUGGGACAAUGUUUUGGACAGAUUUGGGUCGUAAACCACGCAUUGAAACAUGUUCAAUGGACGGUUACAACAAACGAAUAUUUAUUAGUGAGUCUGUUCGUAGUCCUGCAGGUAUCACAAUUGAUUAUGCUGCUCGUCGUUUGUAUUGGUCAGACACCAAACCUUAUACUAUAGAAUCUGUUCUAUUAGAUGGAAAAGGACGUAAAGUUAUUCAUAAAUUUCCCAAAGGUAAACAUCCAACUAAUAUUGAGUUAUUUGAGGAUUCAAUUUAUGUAUCACUUAUGACAACGAUUGUGAAAAUUGACAAGUUUGAAAAUAAGAAUAUAACUACCUUAUCCAAAAAUAUCUUUAGGGCUACGGAUUUAGUUAUUAUGCAAGAGAAUAAGCAUCCAAAAGACUUGAAUAACUAUUGUGUUAUAAAUCCAUGUCAUCAUACUGCAUUGUGUACUUUAAGUAUGAAUCCCAAAAACAGAACUUGUAUGUGUGCAGAUGACCAAGUAGAAGUUCCUACAUUGACGGACGACAUUAAAUGUGUAGAUAAGCAAACUCCUCCUUUAAUUUGUGAUCCAUCAUGUGAUAUGGGAGAAUGUGUAUUAAAUGUGACAUCAGAAUUGGGUUAUUGUAAAUGUAAUCCAUUUUUUGGCGGAGAGACAUGUAAUGAGUAUGAAUGCCAUAAAUACUGUCACAAUAAAGCUUCCUGUUAUGUAUUCCAUGAAGACAUACUCGAAGAAUCCAAACUCAAGUGUCUAUGUUCUAUUGAUUGGACCGGUGAUAGGUGUGAUAUUCCUGUACCUCCAAAAGGUUGUCCAAAAGGAGGGGUUUGCUUGAAUGGUGGAAUUUGCAUCGACAAUAUUUGUGACUGUAUUGCAGGCUUUACAGGUGAUUUUUGUGAAAAAUGUGUGAACGUUGAUUGUAAAAAUGGAGGAGUAUGUGUUAAAACUGAUUCUGGCCAUGUUGAAUGUAAGUGCCCUGCUGGAUAUAGGGGCCCCUCAUGCACUAAAUCAGAUUGUGAUAACUACUGUAUUAAGGGAACUUGCUUUUUAGAUUCCAAUGGUCCUAUAUGUAAAUGCCAUGAAGGAUAUACUGGCCCACAUUGUGAAUUUGAUAAUUGUGACAACAAUAAUUGUUUAAAUGGCGGAUCUUGUUAUAUCAAAGACAAUAUAACUGCUUGUUUAUGUUUACCACAAUUCAAAGGUCCAUCUUGUCGUAUUGAUAUUUGUAAUUGUACAUGUGAUAAAAAUGAUCACGAGUGUCACAUACAUUGCCCUCCUAAUCGGAAAUAUCCUUUAUGUGAUCAAAUUAAUUCUACCACAAAUUUGUGUCAUCCAGAAAUGUGCAAAAAUGGUGGUACUUGUAUCAUUGUUGAUGGACUACCCGCCUGCAGGUGUGUUGGCCUUUGGGGUUCAUUUGACUGCAGCAAUAUAAUUGUGGAUUCUGGAUCUUGUUUGGGUUAUUGCUAUAAUAAUGGUACAUGUUACAUGGAAUCAAAUUCUGGUGUAAAUGAACCUAAUUGUAAGUGUAGUUCAGGAUGGACUGGAUCACGGUGCACUGAUCGGUUCACUUGUGCAAAUUAUUGUAUAAAUGGUGGCACAUGUAUAGAGCCUGAAGAAUCUAUCGGGAGCUUAUCAUGCCAUUGUCAAAAAGGUUAUGUUGGCGACAGAUGCCAAACCCAAUUAAUAGAUGAAUAUAUGUCUUCAGAACAUCAAAAUAAACACAGUAUAAAUGCUUUGUGGGUAAUAUUCUUAAUUAUUGUACUGUCAAUUGUCAUUACUGCUACUACAUAUUAUUUCACCAAGCUUAGAAGAAGAGGUCGUUCAUUUUCACAUGUAAGAAUGCAAGAAAAUUCAGAAGUCAAUAACCCAAUGUACAUACAAGAUGAUAUAGAUGAUGAAGAUAUACAUCUGGAUCGUUCUUUUCCAUUACAAGAAAAACCUAGUGGACAUUUUGGAAACCCAGUAUACGACUCUGUGUACAGUGCUAGUAGUAGUGCAUCAGUGACUGGCAGUGAAGAAAGCAAAGGUCUUUUACAGAGCACUAAUUUGACAAAUCAAAUAUUGACACCAGAAAAUAGCCAUGAUGAAACAUAA